CAGCAGCAGCAGCGGCAGCGGGGGCCGGAGCCGUCGUUGUCUCCGCGAUGGGGACGGUGCUGUCGCUCUCACCCAGCGCGCCCGGGAAGGGUGGCGGCGGCGGCGUCCUGACCGAGAAGGCGGCCCCCGGCAGGGCCCACGGGAAGGGAGAGAGCCGUCUGAAGCGCCCCGGCGUGUUGAUCUCCGCCCUCACCUGGAAGCGCCUGGUGGCCGCCUCGGCCAAGAAGAAGAAGAACGCCAAGAAGGUGACGCCCAAGCCGGGCUCCGGAGGCGCGCCCGACCCGGUGGUGCAGCAGCGCAACCGCGAGAACGUCCGCAAAUCCCAGCCGGAGGGAGGCAAGCGGCCGCCCUGCAGAGCGCCGGCGCCGCUGCUGCCUCCGCCCCAGCCCAUGGCCGGCGUGCGGGACGCGUCCGGGCAGGAGCUGUGCCGGGCGCGGCGGGUGAUCGUGCAAGCGUCGACGGGCGAGUUGCUGCGCUGCCUCGGGGACUUCGUCUGCCGCCGCUGCUACCGGCUCAAAGAGCUGAGCCCCGGCGAGCUCAUCGGCUGGUUCCGCAGUGUGGACCGCUCGCUCCUGCUCCAGGGCUGGCAGGACCAAGGCUUCAUCACGCCGGCCAACCUGGUCUUCGUGUACCUGCUGUGCCGGGAGGCCCUGCAGGGCGACCAGAUCGGCACCCAAGCCGAGCUGCAAGCCUCCUUCCUCACCUGCCUCUACCUGGCCUAUUCCUACAUGGGCAAUGAAAUCUCCUACCCUCUCAAGCCCUUUCUGGUGGAGGGCGACAAGGAGCGCUUUUGGGACCGCUGCCUCGCCAUCAUCCAGGGCCUGAGCGCCAAGAUGCUGCAGAUCAACUCCGACCCGCACUUCUUCACGCAGGUUUUCCAGGACCUCAAGAACGAAGGCGAGGGAGCCCCCACAAAGGACUCCUCCAACAAACACUGGACUAUAAGCCUGGACCGCUAGGAGACCCCGGAGGCCCCUCCCCGACCGCCUCCCCCAUCCCACUCGCCCUUUUCCGAUGCUGUCGGGCGCCUCCGACACAAAACCACCACAAAAAGGCUUUUCUCAGCCGAGAUUGCUGCCGGAGGGCCGGGAGGAAUAAGACUCUAGGGGGUCACGUUUGGGGAGUUGCCGGGGUCGGGCCCAUAUCCUUUAGUCGGCCCAUCGUACAGGUAUCGUCCAUGGAGCUGCUUCUCCUGUUUCCCCGUCCCCCACCGAGAAUGAGCCAUUCCUGGGUGGUUGCGGGUGGGAGGGCUCCCUGUGGACCACUCUUUCCAAGCUCCCAUUUGUGAGCCACGCCCAAAUUACAUCAACCCCUUAUUAUGACUGCAGCAUCUGAAUAGUUUGGGAAUGGAUGGGAGAGGGUGUCUGCCCCAUGAUGUUACUAUAGCUUUUCAUUAUGGGCAGGCCUUCCUGUUCUUUGUUAACUCCCCCCCUUGCCCAAGGAAGGUGCCACAGGCUGCUUGCCGUUCAGGCCUUCUGUGUGCAUCCAGGCAGGGAGGGGCCACGAUCUUUUCCUGAUUUCCUUCUGUCCUUUCUUCCAAGUGGAGAGAAAUGCCUAGACGAUACUCCUGGGCCAACCUGAGGUAUUAUUUAUUGACCAGGUGUUGUCUUACACAGGAGAGAGAGGUUGCUGUGACCUUGCCUGUGAGAGCCCCCUCCCCCCCCCGUGUGUCCCAUCUAGAUGGGGUCUCUUGGCUGCUGCUGUCCAUCACAGUAGGGUCAGGGUGUUUCAGUCUGGCCGUUCUCCCCACUCCUGCCCUGCUGCUGCCUCCAGUGAAGCAAUUCCUCCUGCAUGUAUUUGUCCUUCCUACUGUGGGUGGCUCUGCCAUAGUAAUUGUUCUACAAAGUGGAUGAUGGUCAUUAGACAACUCUCCACCACUGCAAGUCAAAUGCCUUUCAUAAUUUCUUUCCUUUUCAUCUUGGCACUGGGGAGGGAAGAGAGAAGCGUGUGUGUGUGUGUGUGUGUGUGUGUCUGCACACCCCUCAAUGAAGUGCUGGGGAAGCUGUGCUGCUAUCCUUUCCCUGCCCCUGAAUUGACCUGUUCUCUCCCUGUCCUCCUUCCCAGCAUCCCUUCCCAUCGGAAGCAGAGGCUGGGUGCUGUCCAAGGUGCUAGCCUCUCAGACCUAACAAUACAUUUGCACAUUCUCAAAGUUGAAAAAAACAAGCCGUCUCAUGGUGUUUGAAUGUAACAGAACAAUGUCUGACUUAUGGGAUGUUUGUGCCAAUGUUGCUCAAAUGUACAGUAACAUAUUGUUUUAUAUUGUAUAUUUCAAAGAGAUAAAAUUAAUGAGUCAAAGCGGAA
This is a messenger RNA of Pogona vitticeps (central bearded dragon), 2301 nucleotides long. NCBI's taxonomy places the organism in Eukaryota, Metazoa, Chordata, Lepidosauria, Squamata, Agamidae. The record is from RefSeq and is a predicted model, not a curated record.